AUGUCAACCCUCGAAGAGCUCGAUGAUCUCGACCGUCGGGACCGCGACGACAAGAAGGACAAGAAGCAAGAUGACAAGGGGAAGCAGGGGGGUGGUGAUGGCGACGCCGAAAUGGAGGAUGCAGAGCCGGAAGAGGAUGACGUGCUGGAUCCCGAGAUCCUCAGCCUGAGCACCGAGGACAUCAAGACCCGUCGGCGCUUGCUCGAGAACGACGCCAGAAUCAUGAAGAGUGAGUUUCAACGGUUAUCACACGAGAAGGCGACCAUGGCGGAGAAGAUCAAAGAAAACAUGGAAAAGAUCGCAAAUAACAGACAGCUUCCCUACCUUGUCGGGAAUGUUGUCGAGCUACUAGAUCUAGACCCCACGGAGGAGUCGAAGGAGGAAGGCGCCAACAUUGAUUUGGACGCCGUUCGCGUGGGCAAGUCAGCCGUGAUCAAGACGUCGACAAGGCAAACCAUCUUCCUCCCGCUGAUCGGUCUCGUCGACCCCAACAAACUCAGGCCCGGCGACCUCAUAGGUGUCAACAAGGACUCGUAUCUCAUUCUAGACACCCUACCGGCCGAGUACGACAGCAGAGUCAAGGCCAUGGAAGUCGACGAGAAGCCCACCGAGAAGUACACCGACGUUGGCGGUCUUGACAAGCAGAUCGACGAGCUCAUCGAGGCUAUCGUAUGGCCUAUGAAGGAAGCAGAGCGUUUCAAGAAGAUUGGCAUCAAGGCGCCGAAGGGGGCUCUGAUGUAUGGCCCUCCCGGCACUGGCAAGACGCUACUCGCCAGAGCCUGUGCUGCGCAGACCGAUGCAACCUUCCUCAAGCUUGCCGGGCCACAGCUGGUUCAAAUGUUCAUCGGCGAUGGCGCUAAGCUCGUGCGCGACUGCUUCGCACUGGCUAAGGAAAAGGCACCGGCUAUCAUCUUCAUCGACGAAUUGGAUGCCGUUGGUACCAAGCGGUUCGACAGUGAGAAGAGUGGCGAUCGCGAAGUGCAGCGUACCAUGUUGGAGUUGCUCAACCAGCUGGACGGUUUCGCUUCGGAUGACCGGAUCAAGGUCAUCGCUGCCACAAACCGUGUCGACGUCCUGGAUCCCGCUCUGUUGAGAUCCGGGCGUCUCGAUCGCAAGAUCGAGUUUCCGCUCCCGAACGAGGAGGCUCGCGCCCAGAUUCUCAGGAUCCACUCGCGCAAGAUGAAGGUGGACCCUGCGGUCAACUGGGGCGAGUUGGCGCGCAGCACGGACGAGUUUGGCGGUGCCAUGCUCAAGGCUGUGUGUGUCGAAGCAGGCAUGAUUGCCCUGCGCAUGGGCAAGAACAAGAUCGGGCAUGAGCACUAUGUUGAUGCCAUUGCCGAAGUACAGGCAAAGAAAAAGGAUACGGUCAACUUCUAUGCUUAA
Chaetomium strumarium is the source of this 1383-nucleotide messenger RNA. Its product is annotated as 26S proteasome regulatory subunit-like protein. Gene Ontology annotation, biological process: proteasome-mediated ubiquitin-dependent protein catabolic process. The transcript is spliced from 4 exons. The record is from RefSeq and is a predicted model, not a curated record. The coding region runs from base 1 to 1383 and encodes 460 amino acids. NCBI's taxonomy places the organism in Eukaryota, Fungi, Ascomycota, Sordariomycetes, Sordariales, Chaetomiaceae. Gene Ontology annotation, molecular function: proteasome-activating activity; ATP binding; ATP hydrolysis activity. Gene Ontology annotation, cellular component: proteasome regulatory particle, base subcomplex.